Messenger RNA from Chenopodium quinoa (quinoa), 1989 nucleotides. RefSeq names its product NAC domain-containing protein 43-like. Gene Ontology annotation, biological process: regulation of DNA-templated transcription. The coding region runs from base 536 to 1561 and encodes 341 amino acids. The record is from RefSeq and is a predicted model, not a curated record. The transcript is spliced from 3 exons. Gene Ontology annotation, molecular function: DNA binding. NCBI's taxonomy places the organism in Eukaryota, Viridiplantae, Streptophyta, Magnoliopsida, Caryophyllales, Amaranthaceae.
UUGUAUUGGAAAAUUAAAUAUGUAGUAUAAACAUUAUUUCAAAAUAAAGAUAAAAUAAAAAGAUGAUGUGUAUUAUGGUGGGGUAUAGUAAAUAGUGGAGGAAAAAGUGAUGAGAGGUUUUUUUUUCUCCUCAUUGAUGUAGUGAAAAAAACAUUUGAUGAGAGAAAUUGUAUGGGAGGAGUGAGAAAGUGGGUAGAGAGAGAUUGAGAGGUUUUUUUUUUCCUCACUGCUGAUAGUGGUCUGAUACCAAACCUUUCCAUGUAGUUUUUGGACUCUUUUCACCUUAAUCUUCAUUGCCUUUAUAUAUAUUGUCUUCCUAAUAACCAUUGAUUUGUCCCCCCACAGUUCUACUCUGCAACUUUGUUUUCCAUAAUUACAAUGCUCAAAUUUCUCUAAGUCAUUAACUAUUAUUUCUAUGAUCAACUCUUGAUUCAAACACAACUCACUACAAGGAUCCGCGUUUUUUAUUAUUAUUAUUGUUGUGAUAAAUAUUCUUCUAGUGUUAUUUGAUUUUUUUGUUGAUAGUCGAAUCAAUAUGAAUCUUUCAGUGAAUGGUCACUCAAAAGUACCUCCAGGGUUUCGAUUUCAUCCUACAGAAGAAGAGCUUCUUCAAUAUUACUUGAAGAAGAAAGUUGCUUAUGAAAAGAUAGACCUUGAUGUCAUUAGAGACAUUAAUCUUAACAAGCUUGAACCAUGGGAUAUCCAAGAGAAGUGCAAAAUAGGAUCAGGGCCUCAAAAUGACUGGUACUUCUUUAGUCAUAAAGACAAGAAAUACCCUACAGGGACUCGAACAAAUCGUGCCACAGCAGCCGGGUUUUGGAAGGCCACAGGCCGCGACAAGAUGAUACAUAGCAAUAACAAACGCAUUGGUAUGAGAAAGACGCUUGUUUUCUACAAAGGUCGAGCUCCUCAUGGUGAGAAAUCUGAUUGGAUUAUGCACGAGUACAGGCUUGAAGACUGUGGUUCUAACACGGUGCAUGAUCAUCACUCCUUUGUGCCGAGACAAGACAAUUGCACAACAGAAGAAGGGUGGGUGAUAUGCCGCGUUUUCAAGAAGAAAAACUACCAAAAGGCAAGUGAUAGUCCAAGAUGCUUCCCAACAUCAACCGAUCCACAAACCCAAUUGUUAAAUUUCAGCAGUAAAAAGGUGCUUGAUCACCUCUUUUCUUGCAUGGAGAAGACAACCUAUGAAGAUGAGAUUACCAACAAUCAUGAUCAUCCAACAACCUGUACUAGUACCGCCACCAAUAACAACAUCAUCCCUACUUACAACUGCUGUACUAAAACCACCCCCAGCAUCGAGGUCUCGAACCAUCAGCUAUUACUGAACAAUCAGUUCUCAGUCGAAAAUGAUCAGUACAAUAAUCUUCCUAUGCUGACCUGCAGCAACAACAGCAGCCCACAACCAUUUAACGAAGAUGAUCCUAUGCUUACCUGCAGCGGUAACACAACAAGUUUAAGCGAUUGGAUUACACUAGACCGCCUUAUUGCAUCACAGCUCAACGGCCAAGAUCACCAAGACUUAAUAUGCUCGAAUUCAUCAGUUAUGUAUCAUGGUUAAGUCAUAGCUAGAUAUCCGCCCUACUGUUAUACAAGAUUUGUUAGUAGUAUGCAAAAUCGCGUUUUCUGCUGUCUCCUGAAUCCAGAUGAUGAUGAAGAUGGUGACAUUAGUUACCUUUCUACACAUGAUUCGCGGUCAUCAAUUAGAGCAACUUUUUCAUCAAGUCACUUGUGGGAACCAGCAACGAACCCAGGACUAUCUAUGAAAGUUGACUAGUUACUGAAGAUCUUUGUCGUUACCAAUUUUCAUCAUUACUUACGUUGAAAUUUAGCUGAUAUAUACCCUGUAAAGUCUUCCUCUUUGCAUGAUUAUCAUUCCAUCUUUAACUAUUGAUGAUUUCGCUAAAACUUUACAAUAAAAUUCACUUGUACAUCUUUAUACGGAUCGGAUCUAGUAUUCAUAUCAAAGUGUAAUUUUGUAAUAUUAUU